This is a messenger RNA of Lycium ferocissimum, 405 nucleotides long. RefSeq lists its product as uncharacterized. The transcript is spliced from 2 exons. Bases 1 to 405 code for a protein of 134 amino acids. NCBI's taxonomy places the organism in Eukaryota, Viridiplantae, Streptophyta, Magnoliopsida, Solanales, Solanaceae. The record is from RefSeq and is a predicted model, not a curated record.
AUGAGUAGGAAACAUAAGUCGAUGAAACUCGAGGAUGCUCUGUGGGCAUAUAGAACAGCCUACAAGACUCCCAUUGGCACACCUCCAUACAAAGUGGUUUUUGGUAAGGCGUGUCUUCUACCGGUUGAACUUGAGCAUAGAGCUUAUUGGGAAAUAAAGAAGCUAAACUUAGACAUGAUACAAGUAGCACUGCUCUAUAAUUCCCGUCUAAAGAUCUUUGGUGGGAAGUUGAAGAGUAAGUUGUCUGGGCCAUUUGAGGUAGUGUGUGUGACAACACAUGGAGCGGUUGAGCUAAAACCGCUGGAUUUUGACGAGUCAUUUUUAGAGAAUGGGCAACGAGUGAAGCACUACUUUGGAGAGGUCAUUGAUCGCGAGUGGACCUCGGUGGAACUGGAAGAGGCUUAA